This is a messenger RNA of Colletotrichum costaricense, 1674 nucleotides long. RefSeq names its product major facilitator superfamily transporter. The coding region runs from base 1 to 1674 and encodes 557 amino acids. Gene Ontology annotation, biological process: transmembrane transport. Lineage: Eukaryota; Fungi; Ascomycota; Sordariomycetes; Glomerellales; Glomerellaceae. Gene Ontology annotation, molecular function: transmembrane transporter activity. The transcript has 7 exons. Gene Ontology annotation, cellular component: plasma membrane. The record is from RefSeq and is a predicted model, not a curated record.
AUGGCUCACGACGCCCCCGCUCAGACGAAUGGCGAUGACCUGCCUCCUGGUACCACCAGACUUAUCGACGUAGACGGCUCCGUCAUCAGCAAACAUGCUUCCGGAUCCGAUGAGGCGGACAUCAUUCUAAUUCCCCGCCCGUCGGAAGAUCCAGAGGAUCCGUUGAACUGGACCAAGAAGCGAAAAUGGCUCGCGACAUCUUGCGUCUUAGUUUACACCGUCAUGAUAGCAAUCCCGAGUAGUGCUGUCUAUUCUGUCGUCACCCCCAUCAGAAAAGCAACUGGAUUGUCGCUUUCAGAUAUCAACAAUGGCACGGGAAUCAUGUUCCUGUUCUAUGGCUGGGGUUGUCUGAUCUGGCAACCGUUUGCGCUGCAGUAUGGCAAGCGACCAGCGUAUCUGGCGUCUCUUAUCGCCAACAUUAUCAUCCUUGCUACCGCCCCGAUGUGCACCACGAAACACACAUAUCUGGCUAAUCGCAUUCUGCUUGGGCUUUUUGGGGCCCCGGUUGAAUCUUUGUGCGAAAUUUCUAUCACAGAUAUCUGGUUCGCGCACCAGCGCCCCAAAUACCUUGCACUCUAUGGGUGGGGCCUUUCAAUGACGGGCAAGCUUGCCCCGAUGCUUUCGGGCUUCAUCAACGUGGGCAUGGGUUGGAAAUGGACUCUCUGGUGGUGUUCUAUAUUCAACGGCAUUGCUCUCGUCUACUGCUUCCUUUUCAUGGAGGAGACCAACUAUGAUCGUCCCGCGCGGCCUGUCGAAGACAGCACACCCACAGGUCAUGCAACCGGAGUUCGAGAGCAGCACAACGGGAGCGAUGCGGACGAGAAGUCGUCUGAUAAGGCGGACGAGAAAAACAUGACAAAUGCCAAACCUGUUGAUACCGAAACUGGGCAGAUGAUCUAUCCUCGCAAGACUUAUAUCCAGAAGCUCAGUAUCAAAGACAAGGCUAGGCCCAACCGCAUGUUGGAUAUUGCACUUGGUGGACUUAGAGGUUUCACAUACCCCUCAGUCGUUUACGCAGGUCUGAUGUACGGUGCCAACAAUUUGGUAUGGUCGGGUGUGCAGAACGCUACGGCUGGUACUGUAUACACCACGAUGUACGGCUUCUCUACUGCCGGUGUAGCAGCAGCUUAUGCCGGAGGCUUACUCGGUACUAUGGUUGGAGGCUACUACUGCGGCAAGGUCGGUCGGCUGCUCACGAUCCGCCUCGCCCGACGCAACAAUGGAAUCUCCGAGUCGGAACACUCCCUCUGGCUCUUCUCCGCAUCAAUGUUUCUGGUACCAUUCAGCAUGCUCCUAUACGGCCUGGGUGUGACCUACCACAUUCACUGGAUGGGUCUCGUCAUCUCCCAGUUCACCCUCGCCAUCAACAACGCCCUUGCUGUGGCGGGAUCACUCGGAUAUGCCAUCGCGUCGUAUCCGCAGCUUAGCGGUGACAUGAUCACCACAUGCGUCAUCAUCCGCAACACCAUGUCGUUUGCAAUCAACUAUGGAAUCACUCCUUGGCUAAACCAUAUGGGAUAUCGCGAUACCUACAUCAUCGUUGCCGCGAUCGGAUUCGUCUGGAAUGCUAGUAUCUUCGUCAUGACCAAGUAUGGUAGGACUAUCAGAGAGAAUAGUGCGAACAGAUACUGGCGUCAUGUUGCCAAAGCGCAUGCUAAAGGCCUCAGUCACUGA